Molecule: messenger RNA, 5102 nt
Organism: Conger conger (European conger)
Lineage: Eukaryota; Metazoa; Chordata; Actinopteri; Anguilliformes; Congridae
Product: adenylate cyclase type 2-like
Exons: 26
Coding region: 764-4105 (1113 amino acids)
Biological process (GO): cAMP biosynthetic process; intracellular signal transduction; adenylate cyclase-activating G protein-coupled receptor signaling pathway
Cellular component (GO): plasma membrane
Molecular function (GO): adenylate cyclase activity
Source: RefSeq, a predicted model, not a curated record
AGUGUGAGUGAGUGUGUGUGUGCAUUUUUGUGUGUGUGCGCGUGUGUGUGGGUGCACAAUGUGUGCAUGCGUUCAUGUGUAGGCGUUUUUGUCUCUCUACCUCUUUGACUGUUUGUGGUCACAUUCAUACCGUAGCACCACAGUGUUGCGUAACUCCACUGACAGCGCCCCAAGUGGAUAAGAGCCUUUUCUGCAGUGUUUUUCGGGUUGGUGUAUUGCAGCUGAAAGCACUGCUGUGUUUUUCCCAAUCUGGAGUAAAACACUGAUUGUGCUUCUGUGACGUGCGGAUCCAGAGAGUGUGUUCUCUGCCAGGUUCUUGAUAACAGCAGGCGAGCAGGCCCAGCCUUUGAAUGAAACUGGUGGGAUCAUCCCACCCCUCCUUAUUCUCCUGGUGACUUCCUGUUUUGGUCCCCACUCCACAAUGCAGCCGGGAAGGCCGCGGUGUUCCGACAAGCAGGAGUGAAUUCUGCUGGCUUGUCAGAGCUUGCUGCUGUCUGAGGUCUGGCAAGAACGCGAGAGUGAGAGAAAGAUCGAAUUUGGGAGAAACAGCAGGAGAGUAGACGGAGAGCGCGAGAGAUUGAGAGAGAGCCAGAGAAAGAAAGAGACCGAGUGAGAGGGGCUCAGUGUGAGACGGUCCUCAAGAUGUCCCUGGAACCGAGUGAGACUUGAGCAGCGGAAAGGGACAUACUGGACAGUGGUGCAGAAAUGUCAGAUUAGGGACAUUUUGUGCCGUCUCGCUGGGACGCCUGUGGACAGAGACGCCAUGCCAGCCAAGGGGAAGUACCUGCUGAAUGAGCAGGAGGUGAAGGAGGAGGCUCUCUUCCACAGGUUCUCCUGCAUCAGCCAGUACCAGCUGCUGGUGAUGCUUCUGGGCCUGGUCAUCAUCGGCUGCGCCUCUCUCCUCAUCCUCUUCUUCUCUCUCCAGCUGAGCGCAGUGGACCACAGUGUGUUUGUGGGCGUGGUGAGCUGUGGGCUCGGUGUGUUGCUUGCCCUGUUCAUGCUGCUCUGUACAGAAUGGCUGUCAUGGCGCUGGAUGGUGGUACUGGGCGUGGUGGUGUGGGCCACUCUCAUUACUAUGGGCUUCACGUUCAUCUUCAGCGGAGAUGUCAUCUGUGCCUGGGACCAGGUUCCGUUCUUCCUCUUCAUCAUCUUCACAGUGUACACCAUGAUGCCGUUCCAGAUGAGCUAUGCUGUGCUCCUGAGCAUCGUCUCCUCUCUGUCUCACGUCGUGGUCCUCACCGUGCACCUCACCGUCUUCAGCCAGACCCCCAAUGUUCUAGUGGCCAACCAGCUGCUGUCCAAUACCAUGGUGUUCCUGUGUGGCACCGUGGUUGGGGCUUUUCACAAGGUCCUCAUGGAGAGAGCUCUGAGGCAGACAUUCCAGGACACCCUCCGCUGUCUGGGAAUCCGCAUGAAACUGGAGAUGGAGAAGAGGCAACAGGAGAACCUACUGCAGUCCGUGUUGCCAGUUUACAUCUCGAUGAAGAUGAAGCUGGCCAUCAUGGAGAGGCUGCAGGACUGCAAGGACAAGGAGGAGCAGCAGCGGCUGGUCAAGGACAACAACUUCCACAGUCUCUAUGUCAAGAGACACCAGAACGUCAGCAUCCUGUAUGCUGACAUUGUGGGAUUCACCCGACUGGCCAGUGACUGCUCUCCCAAGGAGCUGGUCAUCAUGCUUAAUGAGCUGUUCGGGAAGUUUGAUCAGAUCGCCAAGGAGAAUGAAUGCAUGAGAAUAAAGAUUUUAGGAGACUGUUACUACUGCGUCUCUGGCUUGCCCGUCUCCUUACCCAAACACGCCAAGAACUGUGUGAGGAUGGGCCUGGACAUGUGUGAGGCCAUCAAACAGGUGCGAGAUGCUACGGGUGUGGACAUAAACAUGAGAGUGGGCGUACAUUCCGGCAAUGUGCUGUGUGGUGUGAUUGGCCUACGUAAAUGGCAGUUUGAUGUGUGGUCACAUGACGUCACCUUGGCCAAUCACAUGGAGUCAGGUGGCUUACCCGGGCGGGUCCACAUCUCAGAAGCCACACUUAAACAUCUUAACAACACAUACGAGGUAGAGGCGGGUGACGGCCAUCUCAGAGACCUCUACCUCAAGGAGCAUAAUGUCAAGACAUACCUGGUCAUAGACCCACGGUCCAGGGAAAAGGAGCUGAAUAACAGCAAUCUGCCCAAACUGCGGGCGAAUGAGGGGCUGAAGAUGCGGGCUUCUGUGCGGAUGACGCGCUACCUGGAGUCUUGGGGGGCCGUCAAGCCCUUCGCCCACCUGUACUGGCGGGAGAACUACAUCAGCAACCCCUUGAUCUACGGCAGGACCCACACCAAGGACAUACCGCUUCAGUCUGCCCCUCCCUCCACGGAUCCUGACAGUUCCUCGCUCCAGAGAAUGCAGAGGUCCCAGAGGAGAAAGUUUGAUGAAGAGCUACACAAUGAGAUGGCCCUGACCAUCGAUGAACUAAGCUCCAGCAAGCAGUGGGAAAAGUCAGAGGAGAUCAGCAGCCUCACUCUGUGGUUUACUAAAAAGCAGCUGGAGGAGCAGUACCGGGCCAUUGACAUUCCCAGCUUCAAGUACUACGUCGCCUGUGCGAUUUUUAUAUUCUUCUGCAUCUUCAUGGUCCAGAUCUUUGUGACAAAAGAGCCCCGGAAGCUGACCCUGUGCUUUGGAGUGCUGGCAUGCGUCCUCGUGGUGAUCAUGUGCAUCAGUUUUGCGAGUCAUGUCCAGGGCUACUUUCCAGGGAAGCUGAAGUGGUGCCAGUGGCUGCCCGCGGUGACCAGCGCAGUGGAGAAGAGGCCAUGUCUGCGUCUCUCUCUGGCCAUACUCUCCACUGCCACCAUCCUCAUCCUCGCUGUUUUCAACCUGUGCUGUAUCCGCAGCCCGGCUCAAUGCCAGCUCAAUGUCACGUCUCACCUCACACGCAGCAACGGCAGCCAGCUACCAGACUCAGAUGGGGGGAUGUCCUACCUGCCGUACUCGGUGUACAGCUGUAUCCUUGCUCUCAUUGCAUGUGGAGUGUUCCUGAGAAUCAGCUUCGAGCUCAAACUGGCCUUCCUCAUCCUGGGUUCAACAGCCUACUACGUCAUCAUCCUCAACUCGGAGCGGAACCUUUUCCAGUGCUAUGGUCACAUUCUCUACUCCCAGCUCAAUAAUAGCAGUAGUGGGUUGCCAGAGCAGGUUCUCUUCCGGGCAGGGCUCAUGAAAGACCCCCAGGUAAUGAGCUGCAUAUACAUCACCCUGUUCCUGGUUACCACACUCAUCAUCAUACGACAGAACGAGUACUGCUGUCGCAUGGAGUUCUUACUAAAGAACAAGAACCACACAGAGCAGGACGAGAUCGAGAUCCGCGAGAACCUGAACCGGCUCCUGCUGGAGAAUGUGCUGCCGGCCCACGUGGCUGCGCUGUUUGUCGGGGAGAGCAAAAAGAACGAGGUGCGGCUCCUCCCGAAAGCAAUGCUUGCCAAGAAGGAGAAGGAUCUGUAUUACAAGUCGUACAACUGUGUGUGCGUCAUGUUUGCAUCGGUCCCAGACUUCAAAGAGUUCUACACGGAGUGUGACAUCAACAAGGAGGGCCUCGAGUGUCUGAGGCUGCUCAACGAGAUUAUCGCCGACUUCGAUGAGCUCUUAUCCAAGCCCAAGUUCAGCAGCGUGGAGAAGAUUAAAACCAUCGGCAGCACCUAUAUGGCUGCCACGGGGCUUAGUGGAAGCCCAGGACAGGAGAACAAGGACUCAGACAGACAGCGAGCCCAGGCAGGCACCAUGGUGGAGUUUGCUGUCGCUCUGAUGGCCAAGCUGGACGGAAUCAACAGGCACUCCUUCAACAGCUUCCGGCUGCGUGUGGGUAUUAACCAUGGGUCAGUGAUCGCUGGGGUGAUUGGGGCCAGGAAGCCGCAGUAUGAUAUCUGGGGCAACACCGUCAACAUGGCCAGUAGGAUGGAGAGCACCGGAGAACUUGGGAAGAUCCAGGUGACGGAGGAGACCGCCCAUGUGCUGCGGUGGCUGGGGUACUCCUGUGAGUGCCGGGGCCUGAUCAGCGUGAAGGGGAAGGGAGAGCUCACCACCUUCUUUGUAUGCACAGACACCAGCAAGUCACAGGGCAUGGCGCUAAGCUGAGACUGCACACUCACACAAGCAUAUCUGCAGAAACUGACGCUGAAGGAAACUUGAUACAUUGGAGGAGACCCCUCUGGCAGCAUGGAAGCCUAAAGAUAAACUAUUUCAUCUGAAAUACUCAUUAGUCAAACUUUUGAAUUUUAAGAACUCCAUUUCCUCUUUCCUCCCAAUUGUGAAAAAGCCAUUAAGAUUUGUGCUUUUUGUCUGUCUCAUUACUGCACUGUCCUCUGUUAAUUAACUGUGCCAGAAAGCAUACACUAAGUGUGUUUUUCAGCCAACACUGAACCAGCUCAAAUCUGAGCUGUGGACAGAGGAAUACUCCUUGUGUGCAGGAUACAGGCAGACUGCAGGUACCUGACGGACCAGAGGAGUUGCUCUUUCUGGAUGACACUGGACAAUUAUGGGAACUAAAUCCCACCCUUCAUGGGUUCCUCCACAGUCAGCGCUGCCAGUCAGCAUUUUGUACCUGAUUAACCAGUGCUUUAGCAAGUCACUCAGAAACAUCCGGAAGGCUAUGCGAUUACAGGUUCUGAAUACAUAAAACACUGAUGUUGCAUGUGCACUGCUUCAUUGGAAGGUCCAUUUGCCUGUUGCACUUUAAUGGACUGCAAGCUUAACUAACUGUAUCUGCUGUCCAUGAAGACAUCACUGGGCAGCAUUUGCUUUUUUUUUUUUUUUAUCUUCUUGUAAGUUUACAAGUCAGUGCUGAUUACACCAUGUUUUCCCUUCAUGAUUUUACUGUUCUGGGACAUUGCUUUUGUAUCAAACAAAAUUGUUUAAAUAUGAACGCCAAAUAUUCUGUCUGAAAAAUGUUCAUUUUGAUUUAUUGCCUUGUAACAUUUACAUGUACAGUAUGUGUUAACGUUUCCUUAUCUGCAGCAAUUGCUCUUUCUUUCCUAAAUACUGAUUAAGUAUUUCAACAAUAAAUGGGAGUACAUUUUCGUAAGUGAUUUAACCCUUUCCAAAGAACUUAAUUAAAGAGUGUACCUUUCAGAAA